This is a messenger RNA of Triticum dicoccoides, 628 nucleotides long. RefSeq lists its product as uncharacterized. The transcript is spliced from 3 exons. NCBI's taxonomy places the organism in Eukaryota, Viridiplantae, Streptophyta, Magnoliopsida, Poales, Poaceae. Bases 37 to 420 code for a protein of 127 amino acids. The record is from RefSeq and is a predicted model, not a curated record.
UCAAACCGGGAUUAUGAAGCCGGUUUGGUGAAUUUGAUGAAAGAACGAUAUGAGGCCGAACUGAGAAGCAAAGAUGCCCAAAACUCUGACUUGCAAGAAAAUGUGAAGUCUCAACAAGCCGAAGCUGCAAAAGAGAAAGAGGAGCUGACGCAGGCCCUGGACGGAAUGGAAAAAUUUAAAGAAUCUUUCAACCAAGAUCUUGCUGAAUGGGAAACCGAAAAAGUCGGUUUGACCAAAAGAGCUAUAGAUGCCGAGGAAGCCCUGAAACUGGUGGUUGAAGAACUAGCCGGUUUGAAGCGCCAAAUCAACGCUAUGACCUCUGCUAUCUUUGGAAUUCGGAUCACUCAUCUUGGUGCAGAUAUGCGGAUGAAGCUCAAAGCGGCAUAUACAUUGGUUGAGCAGCUAUACUCUGGAUCUUAGCGAGCCAUUAGUACAUCGGCUUAUAACAAUCCGGCGCCAACGUUGAUUAAGGAGACCCUUGAGAAGCUGGGCAUGUUACCGGCACGUAUUUUCGAGUUGAAAAGAGCCGCUGCGAGAGCAGGAGCAUUAACCGCCCUUAUUCGAGCCAAGGCCUGGAUUCCAAACCUUGAAGCGAAGGAUAUCAUUAAAGGAUAUCCAGGCAUUAAAG